This is a messenger RNA of Orbilia oligospora ATCC 24927, 1842 nucleotides long. RefSeq lists its product as uncharacterized. The coding region runs from base 1 to 1842 and encodes 613 amino acids. The transcript has 2 exons. Gene Ontology annotation, biological process: anaphase-promoting complex-dependent catabolic process; positive regulation of ubiquitin protein ligase activity; positive regulation of anaphase-promoting complex-dependent catabolic process. NCBI's taxonomy places the organism in Eukaryota, Fungi, Ascomycota, Orbiliomycetes, Orbiliales, Orbiliaceae. The record is from RefSeq and is a predicted model, not a curated record. Gene Ontology annotation, molecular function: ubiquitin ligase activator activity; anaphase-promoting complex binding; protein binding. Gene Ontology annotation, cellular component: anaphase-promoting complex.
AUGGCAACUGCUUCUGUCCACACACCCCUCAAGUCCCAUGCUGGAAUAUUCAGCAUGAAGACCGCCGGGGGCAGGAUGCCUUUGAGCCCAUCUCCUCGCAACAGGUCCAAUUCCACCUCCAAUAGAUCCCCUUUCACCCCACCUCCCAAAAACAUGGGUGCUAGCAGAAAGGAUCUCGGAACUUCGAUUUACGCUGGGGGUCUUACUUCCCACUUUAGUGCUGUGGCUAAUGGUAGUGCCAAAAAGCCCACCUUCAAGAAUUCUCCUAAAUCGAACAUCACCCGUAGUAGCUUCACACCUGUCAAGCUAGGUGUUUCUGAUUGGGCACUUACUGGUACUGGUCCAAAUGCUGAUAAGCUCAACAAUAAUAACAACAACAACAACACCAAUGUUGCUAUCAAGCAUGCCAGUCCGAUCAAGAAGGUCAGGAAGGGAAAGACCACAAUCAGAGCUCACUCUAGCCAUAUCGACAGGUUUGUCCCAAACAGGACUGCUUCGUCGCCAACCGGUAUCACCAAGGCAAACUUCAAGAGACAGACCGGUCCCCGCGGACACACUGAUCCUGACAGCAUCUUUAACUCCCUCUCUGACGAAUUUUCUGCUACUACUCUCUCAACCUAUAACGGCAACGCAGACUGUGACUCUCCGUCGUCUAAGCCAAAGAUGUCACCAAAUUCUGCCGCCUACCAGUCUGCUCUUGGCAGCGCCGUUGGUAUUCAAACUGACUCAAGGGUCCUUGCUUUCAAGCCAGCGGCUCCAGAGUCUUCUCGACCUAUUGAUUUGAGAAGCCAAUAUAACCGACCACUCAAGGCAGCUAGCAAUGCCCAAUUCAGAAGACGUGUUCUUACUGCUCCGGAGCGUGUCCUCGAUGCCCCUGGGCUAGUUGAUGACUACUAUCUUAACCUCAUGGAUUGGGGCUCUAGCAACAUGGUCGCAAUUGGUUUGGAACGCAACGUCUACAUCUGGAAUGCUUCUACCGGGUCUGUUUCUUCCUUGCUUGAAAGCAGUCCAGACACAAAUAUCACAUCCGUCAAGUGGUCCAACGAUGGCUCUUUCGUCGCUGUUGGUCUUGGCACAGGCGAAGUACAAAUCUGGGACCCUGAAGAGAACUCUAAGGUCCGCUCGAUGCACUCCCAUUCUUCUCGUGUUGGUGUCAUGUCAUGGGAUAAGCACAUUCUCUCCACUGGUUCCCGAAGUGGCGAGAUCAUCAAUCACGACGUUCGCAUUGCCGACCACAAGGUUGCUUCCUUAGUCUCUCACACCGCUGAAGUUUGUGGACUUGAGUGGCGUGCCGACGGUGCCCAAUUGGCAUCCGGUGGCAACGAUAACCUCGUCAACAUCUGGGAUGCAAGAGCCCUUUCUGCUCCACGAUUUUCCAAGACCAACCACAAGGCCGCUGUCAAGGCGAUCGCUUGGUGCCCUUGGCAAAACAACCUCCUCGCUACCGGUGGAGGUACAUUUGACAAGAAGAUCCAUUUCUGGAAUUCGACUACUGGUGCUCGUGUCAACACCAUUGACUGCAACACCCAGGUCACCAGCCUCAAGUGGAGUACUUCCUACAAGGAGAUCGUUUCUACCCAUGGUUUCCCAGAUAACCAGCUCAUAGUAUGGAGCUACCCAAGCCUUGUCAAGUGUGCUGAGAUCCCAGCACACGAGACCCGUGUUCUUCACUCUGCCCUCUCUCCUGAUGGCCAAGUUCUUGCCACUGCCGCUUCUGAUGAAUCUCUCAAGUUUUGGAAGAUCUUCGAGAAGAAGGCCGGUGCUGCUGGUCUUGCCUCCGUUUCUGCCAUGUCCACGACUGGCAAAGGUGGUGACAUCUCCAAGCAGAUGACUAUCCGUUAA